AUGGUCCGGAACAUCGUUGUCAUCGGAGGGACCUCCCAUCCUCAAUUGACUCAGACCAUCUGCAGUGUCCUUGGCAUCCCCCCGGCCGACGUCCUCUUGUCGAAAUUCUCCGUUGGUGAGACCCGAGUCGAAAUCAAAGAAUCUGUCCGUGGAAAAGAUGUCUACAUCAUCCAGUCUGGUGGCGGAAAAGUGAAUGAUACCCUCAUGGAACUUCUCAUCACCAUCUCUGCCUGCAAGACCGCCUCCGCCAAGAGAGUCACCGCAGUCCUCCCGCUUUUCCCCUACUCGCGUCAGAGUGACAUCCCUUACAACAAGUCAGGAGCUCCUCUGGUCAAAUCAUCCCUUGCGGGGAAACAGGGAAAUAACUACACCUUUGAAAGUACCCCGCCUACCCCACACCCGGGGAAGCCAGAGAGCGGAGGCCUUCUCAUGAAUGGCGUGGAUAACCUGCAGAAGAGCCUGGCAAAGGCCCAGUUGGAGGACAUUAGCAACGGUAGCCCCGUGAAGAGGCAGCGCCCGGCCAACGGUCUUCCCCGCAGCGACACUAUGGAUUCCUUCAUGGCCGAGGGCAGCAAAUUUGCUUCUCCCAACGGCAACGCUGCCGACGAGAAGAUCAACAACUUCCAACCGCGCCCUGGUUACAAGCAGUGGGUGGCUCAGGCAGGAACCUUGGUAGCUGACUUGCUCACCUGCGCUGGCGCCGACCAUAUCAUCACGAUGGACCUUCAUGACCCUCAAUAUCAGGGAUUCUUCGAUAUCCCCGUCGACAACCUGUACGGCCGACCUCUUCUCAAGAGUUACAUCCAGCGCAACACCCCCAACUACAAAAAUGCUGUCAUUGUCAGUCCCGAUGCAGGCGGUGCAAAGCGCGCUACGGCGAUUGCCGACUCCAUGGGCAUUGAAUUUGCCCUGAUCCACAAGGAGCGUCGCCCCACGCGGAUAACGGAUCGUCAGAAUGCGACCAUGAUGUUGGUUGGUGACGUCAAGGAUCGGACGGCUAUCCUAAUUGAUGACCUUGCCGAUACUUCGAACACGAUCACCAGAGCGGCGAAGCUCCUGAAAAAGGAAGGGGCCUCCCAGGUCUAUGCCCUGGUCACUCACGGCAUUCUGAGCGGAGAUGCUAUUGACCGCAUCAACGCUAGCGCUCUCGACAAGGUGGUUGUCACCAACAGUGUGGAUCAGUCGGACCAUCUGCGCAGGUGCCCGAAGCUGGAAGUUUUGGAAGUCGGCCAUGUCUUCGCUGAGGCUAUCCGUCGUGUCCACCACGGUGAGAGUAUCAGUGUUCUUUUCCAGUACGACUAG
Molecule: messenger RNA, 1302 nt
Organism: Aspergillus heteromorphus CBS 117.55
Lineage: Eukaryota; Fungi; Ascomycota; Eurotiomycetes; Eurotiales; Aspergillaceae
Product: ribose phosphate diphosphokinase subunit PRS5
Exons: 3
Coding region: 1-1302 (433 amino acids)
Biological process (GO): 5-phosphoribose 1-diphosphate biosynthetic process; purine nucleotide biosynthetic process
Cellular component (GO): ribose phosphate diphosphokinase complex; cytoplasm
Molecular function (GO): ribose phosphate diphosphokinase activity; magnesium ion binding
Source: RefSeq, a predicted model, not a curated record